UCUCUGCAGCAGUCUCUUUAGGGGCUCUAAAAGCCUUUAUCUAUGGGGCCCUUGAACAGUCGGAUUCUGCGAUGCAGGGAAUCUGGCACAGGGGAACUGCAGCAGCCAGAAACCCAGGCAGGCCCCAGUUAUGUGUCUGGCAGCCGUAAACGGAAACAGAGCACCGGUCCCAGCUUGGGACCAGAGUCUGAGAAGAGCCACAACCAGGAGGAGGAUCUACAGCAAGUCGCCUGUACAAGCCAGGGUAAAAAAGUUAAGAUCAAAUCUGAGUAUGCUUACCAAACUUUAUUUUUAAAUGGGGAAAACAGUGACAUUAAAAUCCAUGCUCUGGGACAUGUGUGGUGUUUACACAGAAUGUUUUUAUGUCAGUCGGACUACUUUGCUACAAUGCUUAGAGAUUCUUGGAAAGAAUGUCACAAAGAUAUUAUUGACUUGGAGAUUAAUGACCAGAAUAUAAAUGUAGAAUCACUGCAUUUUGUUUUAGGCUCGCUGUAUAGGAAUGAAUAUGUCUUAAUUAAGCCCUUUCAAGUUCCAGGAGUUUUGGCAACCGCGUGCCUGCUUCAAGUAGAAGACUUAAUUCAGCAGUGUGAUAAGACCAUGAAGGAAACUAUUAAUGUGAAAACUGUAUGUAGCUUCUAUGUGGCAGCAGAGACCUACGGGUUACAUUCUGUGAAGACAGGGUGCUUUGAAUGGCUUCUCCACAAUCUGAUGACUCAUCCAAGUGUUGAACUUUACAAAGAACUCAGUACAGAUCUUAUGAAUCUUGUCAUUUCUUCUUCUAAUCUAUUAGUAAUGCAAAAGGAAAUCGAUAUAUAUACUACACUUAAACAAUGGAUGUUCCUCCGCCUUAACCCAGGUUGGAAAGGCAGAAUGAAACAGCUUUUAGUUAGUGCAAACAACUGGUUUUCCAGGCACAGGGAACAUGGUGGUAGCAUUUCCUUUCUUGAAACUAAACAAGGCGUAGUAUUUCAACCAGUAUUUAAAAAUUUGAGGUUUCAGCAUAUCAUUUGUGACCUGGCCGCCACAAGAGUUAUUGAACAAGAUGCUCUAAUACCUUCAGAAUGGUUAUCUUGUGUUUAUAAACAACAAUGGUUUACUUUGCUUAGAGCACAACAAUACAGGGAAAUUGGUCCUAGAGACAUCAAUGAAACUGAACUUGAAGAAUAUAGCAUGAGAUGUGGCAAAAAGAUUGUCAGAGAUGGAAAAUACUCCUGGAAGUGGUCUGGUUACAAUUUCGGUGUUCACUUGUAUGUCAUUUUCACCAGCCAUUACAUCAUUUUCAAACGAAAUGCUUUCGGUCAGCCAUCUGAUGGCUCCAUCUGUUUACAACAUCAAAGAAAUAUUGCAUUCAGAUUAACCUUGGUAUAUUUUGAUUCUAGUGGAAGACUGAGCUUCAGGAAAACAACUGGUUAUAAAAUCCUUACCUUUGAAAAGGAUGAGGAACAAAUGGUAAUGAAACUGGAUAGCAUAGCUUUGAGCUUCCCUUUAUAUAUAUUCUGCAAUUUCCUGUUUACAUCAUUAGAAAAUCCAGGAAAUUGAUGAUAUUGUCAAUUAGGCUAGUUUAGUGUUUUGAAAAUUUCUGAUGUCUCAUUUCAUUUAAUGGCCCUACUGUUAAACACAAUAAAGGUGGACAAUAGCAAAAGAAAAUAAUCUUUUGAAUGCAGAAAGUAUCAUAAAUUACUGUCUUCAUUUUAUUUCUAUGUAUCUGUGAAGAAAAAGUUCAAUUCCAAGAAAAUAUCUGUGAAACCAAAUAGUCAGUGAUGAAACCAAAAAGACAUCUUUUGCUUUUCAUUUACUAUCAACAGGCAUGCUCCAAAUGGAAAUAAUAGAUUAUAUUUCCAAGUAUCCAAAAAGAAAUUAACUUGCUGGAUAAAUUUUACCCUAACCAAUAUUGAGACAGAAUAAAGAAUUCUCUUCCUUGCUGAAAUGAUUGUGCAAA
Molecule: messenger RNA, 1939 nt
Organism: Capra hircus (goat)
Lineage: Eukaryota; Metazoa; Chordata; Mammalia; Artiodactyla; Bovidae
Product: putative germ cell-less protein-like 1-like
Exons: 1
Coding region: 43-1539 (498 amino acids)
Biological process (GO): germ cell development
Cellular component (GO): nucleus
Molecular function (GO): protein binding
Source: RefSeq, a predicted model, not a curated record